This is a messenger RNA of Vigna radiata var. radiata (mung bean), 435 nucleotides long. RefSeq lists its product as uncharacterized. The coding region runs from base 1 to 435 and encodes 144 amino acids. Lineage: Eukaryota; Viridiplantae; Streptophyta; Magnoliopsida; Fabales; Fabaceae. The record is from RefSeq and is a predicted model, not a curated record. The transcript has 2 exons.
AUGCUGCCAAAUCAUGCAGAACUGAUAAAUCGGAUCAUAGGAGAAUUCCAUGGAUCAAAAUUUGGUGCUCACGCGGGAACUACAAGAACUAUGGCCAGACUGAGUGCUCAAUUUUUCUGGCCUAAAAUGCGGGAAGAUAUAAGGAUGUUUGUGAAGGAAUGCUCUAUUUGCCAGCAAGCUAAAGUCAAUCAGUCUUUACCUGCUGACAAUUCGUGGGAAGCCAUUGAAGAAGUACAAAAAGCACACCCUUACUUCAACCUUGAGGACAAGGUUGCUAUUCAAGAUGGGAGUAUUGUCACGCGCAUAAAGUAUGACAGUAUUAAGGGGGGAGAAACGGUUGCACCUAGUGGCCACGUGUUAAACAAAGAUGAAGGCAUGAAAGGGACACAUGAGAGGAGAGGAAAUACUAAAUGGAGGGAUUUCAUUCAGGGAUAG